Penaeus monodon (black tiger shrimp) is the source of this 2387-nucleotide messenger RNA. Its product is annotated as polyamine-modulated factor 1-binding protein 1-like. The record is from RefSeq and is a predicted model, not a curated record. Bases 31 to 2265 code for a protein of 744 amino acids. The transcript has a single exon. Lineage: Eukaryota; Metazoa; Arthropoda; Malacostraca; Decapoda; Penaeidae.
CCAGUAAAAAUAACAUAUUCAGAAUAUUGUAUGAGAAACAAGAACAAAAUCUUUCCUCUUUCAACAAGCAACAACAACAAAGAAACUGUUGUAGGACGAGAAAGAUUAUAUUCUAGUGAAAAUAUAUCACAAGAGAGUGGAUGGCAUGGAGACAAUUAUUCAAAUAUCACACGAGAGAGAAAACAUCAAAACUUAGAAGUUAGAUAUGGUGAAAUGGGCAGAAAAAGAAAUCUUUCCAAAGAAAUGACUCUAGAAAUUGAGCAGACAAGCAGCAAGGAAAGUAAGCGCAGCAAAUUUGAUGUUGACGAGAAGGGUAAAGUUGUGCCAGUUAAAGAAAAUGCUGCAAAAAUACCACCAAGGAUUCUGGAUGAGAGUAAAACAAACAAAUGUAAAAAUUCAGGAAAAAGGCACGGCAAACAAAGAGAUCCUUUGGAAGAAAUUAAAAAACUGAAGAAGUUCAUAGAGGAUUUAAAACGCACAAAUGAAAAGGCCUUGACAAAAGAGAUUGCAAGAAGAUUGAAAGUGGAAACUGUUUCAAAGAAAAGAGAAAUUGUUUUGGCACACAUUUUAGAACAAAACCAGAAACUAAAGAGUCAGGUAAAGGAAAGUGAUAUUGCACUCACAUUAAUUGAAAGGGAGAGGGAAAGGGUUAAUCAGCUCUUGUUGGAGAAUGAACGCGCACUAGUUGAAGCUGCAAGAACAAAGGAAAAGUUCUCCAGAAGCGCAGAGGAAAAAGACAAAGCUCUGGAGAACAAUAAAAAAGAACUAGAGGAUUUGCAAAUGGAUUUAAAAAGAAAGGAAAAAACUCAUGAAAAUGAAAUUGAGAAGUAUAAGACUGAUGUUUCAAGUAUGGAGAAGGAAGUAGGUACAUUGAAAUUAUGUUUGGCAAAGAGGGAGGAAUUAUAUGAAAAGGAUUUUGCAGCCGCCAAUGAAAUAAUCAAAGAGAAAAAGAAAGCUUUGGAAAAUUUACAAAGUGAAAAAAGCUGGCUGUGUGGAGAAAUCAGAAAUAGGGGAGAAGAAUUCCUGUCAGUGAAAGAAGUGAUAAUGAAGCUCCGAAAUUCCUUAAUAGAGCAGAGGAAAAAACUUUCUGUUUACCAGGUAGGAAAGAGUCAAGAAUAUGAGGAAAUGACAAAUAGCCUAAUAGAGAAUAUAAUUACAGAAGAGGAAAAAAGUCUCUGUGGAGAAAAACAGAGUGCCCAGGCACUGAGUCUGGAGGAAGCAAUUGGUAGUCUUGAUUGCAUCAUAUGGGACAUCAAGGGUCAGCUUACAUCAUUAAUAGAGGAGUUGUCUAAAAUAGAUGCAUAUAAAUUGAAGCUGAUACAAGAUAUGAUGGGAGAGAAAGAGAGUCUACAGAAUGCUGCAAAGCUACAACAGGAAAAGUUAAAUGAGACUGUUGCAGAACAUGAAAACUGUAGAACAGAAAUAGAGGUCUUAAGUGAGUCACUAGCUCUUGAGGUAGAGAAGUCAAAAAAAGUGUUGGAAGAAGCACAAAAGAAGAUGGAACAAAAGGAACAGGAGGCAGAGACUCUCACUAAAUUGAAAGAACACUUAGAAGCAGAUCUAGAAGCAAACAAAAAACAUUACACAUUACUGAUUGAAAAGGAAAGUUAUUGGAAGCAACAGCUAAGCAAUGCUCAAAACUGCAUUGAAGAACUAACUGCUGCAAAGAGCUUUCUUGCACAGCAGUUACAGGCUAUUGAUUUGUCUAAGGAACAACUCAGAAAAGAACUUAAACUUGGAAUACCUAAGCAAAAAGUGUGGAACUUAGACCAGGAACUGACAAAAUUGUGUGACUUGAAAAGACAACUGGAUGAAGAAAAGAAAAAGAGCUUGGGUGUGAGUCGCCAUUUGUUGGAGGAGAAGAACAGAAACAAAAACUUACUCCAAAAACUUGAGAGCAAAGAGAAUUUGAAAAACACAAGGGACCCAGACCAGCCAUCUCGCUGUACCAGUGAAAGUCAGACAACCAGUUCCCUUGAGGAAGAAAUGCACACCAUUUUAGAAAAUAACAGAAAAGUCCAGCUGACUUUGGAAGCUGAAAGACAGGUAUCAGAAGAUUUCUACAAAGAGCUGUUGCUAGAGAAACGAAAGAACACAUUUUUAAAUGACUGCUUCAAACAUGAGUGCACAGAAUCUUCAAAAGACAUGGAGUACCAGCUCUCCUUUUUUGCUUGGAUGGCUGACAAGUAUCGUGCCAGGAUGCGUAGAAUGGAUGAGUUGUCAAGUACAAUGCAGGAGUUUACAGAAAAUUUAGAAGACCAGUGAAAUUGUAUUAUUUCAGUAUUUAGAAAGGUAUGAAGUAUUUUUGUAACUAAUUUUGCACUAAUUAUCAAAGUUUCUAUAUUUUCAUGUGAAAGUAUGUUUGAUUUUUGUUAAGAGGAUUUUAA